This is a messenger RNA of Ooceraea biroi (clonal raider ant), 2651 nucleotides long. RefSeq lists its product as uncharacterized. The record is from RefSeq and is a predicted model, not a curated record. Lineage: Eukaryota; Metazoa; Arthropoda; Insecta; Hymenoptera; Formicidae.
UACUACCUAGCAGGUGGUUAAUUGUUUCAGGAUUAUUGGUCCGCAUUAAUGGUUGUUAGGCUACUUGAGCUAAACGCAGAUUAGCGAUUAUUGGCUGCUCUUGUAUGUGGAAACGCACAACAGUGUGCUGAUUGUGGAAAUUUUCGGUAACAAUAGAUCCUAAGGUACGACAAAGAGAAAAUGGCUCGAGCCUUAAUUUCGCUGACGUCGCACGGCAAUCUUACGAAUUAUAUAACGUUUCUAACGAUCCUCGUAACGUUUAACUCAGCGACUAUUAAAAUCUACAGUGUCUCACGGUUUCUAAUAACGGGAAGCACUAAAAUACUAUAAUAUAUGGCAGUAAUGAUUCCACGCGAUAAAUUGAUGUUUCACAAUCCGCUUAAGAGAAUUUGCAUACAUAAACCGAUUGUACACUUUACAAAGCCCAAAACUUUUUAAAUUAAUAUUUUACUAUAGAACUUUACUGUGGAGAGCAAAUUACUAUAUUUUAUUACAAGGUAAGAUCGCCGAUUUGGAUAAAUAAUAGCGUCCACAUAUUGCAAUUUGUAUAUUUACUUGCAUUUUAUUGUAUAUUUCUUAAUUUAUUGUAUAUUUCAUAGGUGGACAUUCAAAUACCAUUGCUGGAAGAGUUGGGACAAAAUUUCACGGAACAUUACGAGGAGGUCAUGCGGUCGAUGGAACGCCUCUACGCCGUGCCGUCGGAAAAGCUGCGGGUUUGGAUGGUUUGGCUCGCCAACAUUGGCGAGAUAGCCGAUGAGUGGCACAAAUGGCUACGGACGUACAUUGAUCUGAUCAUGCGGAUAGCUGAGCGUCUGCAAAUGGCCGCGGAGGACGUCCCGGAGGAAAGAAAGAUUGAAUCUACCGUAAGUAGCAAUGUUACCCCGCUGCAUCAGGCACUUGAGAGGAAUGUAUCAAAUCAAAUAUUAUGCUACGUUACUUUCCCGGUAACGUUAAAGUACAUCAGAUUGGUUUACAACCAACUGUCACUACGAACUAAGCCUUGGCACAAGACGAGCUACCAUGAGGAAGCCCGCCUCGUGGUACCAAUUGCUCGUUAUCGGCCGGGCCUUUCGGCGAUAUAUUAUAGCUAUUCUAGUUUGGUGUUCUGCGUCACCAGCACUGGUCAGCCAACAUCGAGCAACCGCGGGGUCACCAGGCCCGAAGGACCGCAGGAGCUCGAGUUACCAAAGGACGAACAGGAAAUUAUUGAGAUACUGAAGAACCUUACGCAUCAAGCCACUCUGUACAGAUCUUAUUACAAACAUUGGAAGAACAUCGCUGAUCAAGCCGAGAAGGAAACCGCUCACAGGAAGGUGAUACCCACUGCGAGAUUCCUAGGAAUUCUCGACGAUGAAUCGCCGAUGAAUGCAGCAGCUUCGCAGACCGCUCAAUAUUCAAUGAGGCAAGCUGAAAGCGCCGUUGCUCAACCGACGGAGGAACCGAUGCCUGCAACACUGAUGCCGACAUCGAGCGGGAUUGAUUCCUCGACGGAUGCACCUGGUCAGGAAAUCAUCGAGGAGGCGAUAGGAGGUCUGUUCGCGAUAGAGCUGGACGAGCCGGAAACGAUGCCGACGACGGUCACGGUGGAGUCAAACAACUUGAUGCCCUUGCUCAAAAUCAUUUCGACAUCGCCCGCGGUAUGUAAGCGAUUCUAUGUGAAAAUGAUUACGCCAGACGUAUCUCGGCCGGUCGGCCGAUCGACCGCCGCGAUAGAAAACGUUACGCGAAAUGUUUGCGAACCACGGCGAUUUUGCGAUGCAACUCCGCAGGGGCAAUUCUCGGAUAGUUUGCCGUCUACUUUGACGUUUGCGAUACACCGAAAAUGGCGGAUUGUCUCGAUCGUUAGAAUAGAAAAUGAUCGGCCGGAUCGAUUUAUCAUCGUUUACGCUUACAUUGUAACACAAGAAGCAGCUGCGAAACGCGAAGCGGCCGGAAAGCUAGUAAUGGAUAUGGCAGGUGCCGACCGAAAUGGUCCAUACUUCUUUUACCUAAGGACGGAGCCCGACAUAGAUAUAGCAAUCGAACACAAUGAUGAGAAGGUAAUACCGGAUCCUGGUCGCGAACGUAUUUCCGCUAAUCGCAAAUACCUUUAUUUUAAUCUGAGAGAUGAGCAACGAUAAACAAUCCAAGAAACUAGGAACAAGACACAAUUUUAUCAGUAAUAAUGUAUUUCCUGUUUUCAAAGAGGCAAGAAAAGGAAGAAAAAAUUUCAACGACAUAUAAGCGAUAUGUAUACCCUGCGUUCGUUUAUUCUUGUGAAAAAUAAUCCAGUGGUUAAGUAAAAUAUGAUCGUUACACGGGGCAACUUCCGUAAGCGCCCGUAAUCCUGCAGAAGUUGCGGCAUUAAAGCGACUUCGCGAAGUCGAAGUGCACGAGUGCCGCUCCGCAAUCUCUACCGUGUGUAUCUAUGUGUAAUCCGUCGCAGUGUGGGACGCGAGACUCUCUCUCUCUCUCUCUCUCUCUCUCUCUCUCUCUCUCGGUGUACUUAAAUUAUGGUAGCCAGCUAUCAACAUGCUUUCGCAGCAAAAUAUGUGAGCGUUAUAGCAGUGAUAAAGGACGUGGUAGUGGCCAAAUCCGACCGCACCAUUAGUUUCCGCCUUGAAAGCGGCAGCGGACAUAUACACGCCACUGUUCAGCGAAAUCGGAAUCCU